Messenger RNA from Nezara viridula (southern green stink bug), 4235 nucleotides. The record is from the annotation of a GenBank genome assembly. Lineage: Eukaryota; Metazoa; Arthropoda; Insecta; Hemiptera; Pentatomidae.
AAAAUUUAUCAUGAAUUAAAUUUUAAAAAACAUUAAAUAAUAGCAUGCAUAAUAAAAACAUUUUGAUUAUAAAAUAACUUUCGUAGCUUAAUGCUUAAACAUAAGAAUUAGAACUUGAUAUAAUUCAGUAAAGUGUUUUUGAAUUUCCCGCCAAUGGUUUAGAAUUAGUGAUCGGGAACUGUUUGGGAGUUCCAAUUAAGAGAUUUUAAAAAAAAAGAGUAUGAAGGUAUAAAUUUUAUUUUAACUAGCAAGAAAAAAAAUCAACUAUUACUAUUGUAGAUGCAUUUAAAAUUAAAUCCUGAUAUUUUCUUUUUCAACAUUAUAUUGAAAAUUAUUUAGGAUCUCAGGAAACUUUUUAUUAAUACAUAAUUGAGAAAAUUUUUUUACUGUUAUAAAAUAAAAGAUAAAAAUAGCAAUUAAAAUAUACACUAUGGUUAUUGGAAUGACCCUGGUAAUUAUCAUCAGAAAAAAAAUAUUUUUCACAGAUGACUGAUGAAUAAUACUAAAGUGGCUUAGUUGCUCUGAGGGAACAACAAGAUGGCGAAAGGUUUUGUUUAUGUGUUAUAAUUAUAAGUUGUUCUCUCAAUAGUCUAUCGUGUUUUAAAAGUGAUCAAAUGUUAUAAUAGUUCAGUUACCAUCGAUUGCUUCAUAAGUGAUAUAUCUGAUGGUAGUUCAGAACGUGAUCAUGGAAGAGGACGACGAUUUGGAAGCCUUGCGUUUAGCAGCUUUACAAACAAUUCGUCCAAGAAAACCAAAUCGACGAAAUAUGGCUCCAAUUACUGUUCAUAGACAAUUAGAUAAGGGACCCUUCUUCCAGUCCGAAGUCAACCCUAACUUGAUAGCAAUAGUGCCAUCUAUUAUACCUCCCCCAGCGAUUGAUUCUGGUAAAUUGACUGCUGAUUCUACAUCGAAGCCUUCAGAAAUAAGUACAAAGAUAUUGCAUGUUACUAAUAAGGAGCUAAACCAAAAUACUGAGAAAACUGAAGCGAAAGCCGAUGUUGAAAAAACUGAAAAGGUUGAUCCUCCUCAUCGUGUUUCAGAUGAAGUUAAAAAAGAAGUUAAAAAAGAUAAAUCUGAGAUAUUCGAUUUGGAGGAAGAUGUUCUAGACUUUGAGACAGAAAGCCUCGCAGGCUCAGAGGAGGACACUCUACAGCUUCAUGACAGUGAUUCUGACAGUUUAGAACGGCUUAUGGAGCAAAUUGAAGAAGAGCUCUCAUCGCCUGUCAAAACUACUCGUUUGAAACCGAAGCCAGCAGCGCCCGUACCUCCUAAAGCAGAAAAUAAAGUUGAAAUCAACAAAUCAACAAGUGAAAAUAUCAGCCAAAAUAAAUUAAAACCAUCACAAAAACCUGAAAGCCCCAAACCUUCUAUCAAUAUAUCAGAAAGGUUGUCUCCAGUGAGAAGAAGGUAUUCUCCUGCUCAGAACGUUAACCCUGCCGUUGUUUCUCAAUCUCCUCCACGCCGAUCAAGAUCUCCAAUAAAUCAUAAGCGUUCACUAACUCCUCGUAAGAGAUCCCUAACACCUCGUAAGAGAUCACUAACACCUCGUAAACGAUCUAUUACACCUCGUAAACGGUCCAUAACCCCUCGAAAACGUUCUAUUACUCCUCGUAAACGUUCUCUUACACCUAGAAAACGAUCUCUUACUCCUAGAAAAAGGUCCCUGUCUCCUAGAAGACGAUCAAUCACACCACAGAGACGGUCUCUAACUCCACGGAAACGUUCCUUGACACCACGAAAACGUUCUCUUACACCACGUAAACGCUCUCUAAGUCCACGAAAGAGAUCUUUGUCACCUCGUAGACGCUCUAUCACUCCUCGCAAAAGAUCUAUAUCCCCUCGUAGAAGAUCACCAUGGAGGUUCUCUCCCAGAAGGAGAUCGAUUUCUCCACGUCAUCGGCGAUCGGUUUCCCCUAGAAGGAGGUCACCUAUUGACCGAAGACGAUCUCCUUCUUUAUGGCGAAGAUCAUUGUCACCUCGUCAUCCACAAUCACCGAGGCGAAGAUCACCCACGCCCAAAAAACGUUCACUUUCUCCUCGAAGGAGAUCUUUAACUCCUAAAAAACGAUCUCUAUCUCCUCGUAAACGAUCUCUUUCUCCUCGAAGGAGGUCGGUAAGUCCCAAGCAGAAUUCACCAUUGAAGAGACAGAGGGUCCGAUCACCAAUGGCAGUAAAAAGGGGAAAACGACUAUCACCAGUCGCAGGAAGAAGGAAUUGGCUCAGAAACAAGACUGCUUCUGUUAGCAACCGUCUGAAUAAUCCUUCAAAGAACAACUUCAAUUCUAAUAACAAAAAUCAAAAAGACGAUGAAAGACGGAAAAGAGGAGAAGUCAAAGACAAUAAACCCAAAGAAAAAGAUAUAGAUCUUGUCGACGGCAAAAGUGAUACUGAUAUCAAAAAUGGUGAAAUUAAGCCUCUUGAUCCCAAGUUGGAGGCUAGAAGGAGAAAGUUCGAAACCAAUUCCAUUGUUGAGCCUUUGAAUAAGAAGAUUCGGCUCAAGUCUGAAUCUUUGAGAGGCAGCAAUACUGAUGGUGCUAGGAGCGAUGAGAACCAGAGUUUGAGAGUAAAAAGGAAGAGGAUCGUUCUCUCGAAUGAAAAUAAUAAAAGCAGUGAAAAAGCUUCUGAAGGAAAGGCCAAACCUCUUUUACCGAAAGUUACAAAUAACGUAAAGAAAACAGAAGACAAAAAGGCUGAUUCAGAGGAAGUAGUGGUCAAGAAGAAAAGGAAGGAGAUAGCGGAAGAUUCAUCCAAAGAGGACUCGAAUAAAAAGGGUGUUGAUCUUAGAGCUGAGCUCUCGAGGAGAAGGGCAGAAAGGCUUAAGGGGGCAUCUAUCGAUCCGAUGGCUAGAAUAGUGCAAUCUGCAAUUGAAGGAGCUGUUGGAAAAAUAAAGACCAAAUCCAGAACAUCUCCUGUUUCAGAAACUGAAGCUCCAGUUGCUGAGAAAAAGUCCAAGCCUAAGGGUAGAAGAGUUCAUGUACUUCCAGCCAAUUCAUCUAAAUCAGAAGAUAAAAAAAAUAAUGCGGAGGAUAAAAAUGUGGGCAUUUCAAUGCACUACAGGUCGAGUUCACCUGUGCGGGGAUCAGGAAGGAGUAUUCUUCGAAGAAAUCAGGUUUAAAUAAGUCUGGAGUGUGGAAUCAUCAAUUUUUGGAGUUGAAAAAAUUUCAGCAGUGUUAAAAAAUAAUGGCGCAGUUAAGCCAUUUAAAAAAGACUGUAUCACAAUUUUGUUUAUUGAAGGGUGAUUAAGCAAAGAUUUUUUUUCUUUUUUGUUAUUUUGUUUUGAAAUUGUAUUUUAAUUUUAUAUUUUUGAGAAGUACCUGGAUUUUCUUCAGUUAACAGAGGAAUUUAUUUAUAGUUGUUUAUUUUCUUUUUUCUUUCCCUUUCAUUUUUAAAGAUGUUGUUAAUUUUAAAAUGAAAAUUAUAAAUCGAGGUGUGAUUUGUUAAUAAUGUAAGUGGGUACCUGUUUAAUUGUUUAUUAAUAUUUUAAUUGAUGAAAUGGUGUUUAGUCCAAUUAUAAUAUUUAUUUUUCUUCAUUUUUAACAUUUUUAUUUUUUAUUAUUUUUUUUUUAUCUUUUUAUUUAAUCUGAUGUUUGCUAGAUUUGUAUAAUAAUGAUGAAAAAAAAUGUAGUAAAUUUACAAGUGGAUUAUGGAUAAACAGUCUUUCAUUAUUAAUACCUUGAAUGAAUAUGCAUAUACUUUUGUUAAAUUGAAAAUGAAGUUUAUUAAACAAGUGAAAUAUGUUAUUAAAAAAAGUUUAUCACAGUUAUUUGAAAACCAUUUAUUUUUAUUUAUUUUCCACGUUUUUAGGUACCUACUUAUUACAUAUAUACUUAAUUAUAAUGAUUUGUAUCGAUGGAUCAUCACCCUGUAAUAUAUAAUGCAAUAUAUGUAGUUUAAUAUAGUUUCAAGGUGUAAAAUAUUUUUAAUUUAUGUUUAAUGGGCAGCUCUCAUUUUCAGAGCUUAAGUAACUUUAUCUAGUCAUCUGCUACUCAAAUACCACCCUAAAGUUACGCCAGUAAGUAUAUAUCGGCAGAUUCGACUUUGUCUGUAAAUAGGAUAAUUAAUAUAAAGUAUAAUUUUGUUGCAAUUGUUGAUAUAAUUUUUUAGAUGUUAGUAUGAGAUAUGAGGUAAAUAGUUCAAUUGUGUAUCUUUGUUGUAAAUAUGAAACAUAUUUUUAACAUUAAAAAUGAAAUCCAUAUCUGGAUAAAUAGGUAUAAGUAUACAAAUUUUUAUUCGUA